CAUUUGCCGUUAUUAGACGUGAAUUUAGCACGACGCCGUCGGGUUUUGAUUCAUUAUCUCUACAGCGAGAGAUACGUCGUUGUCGUUGUCGUGUGUGUUGUCGCAGCCUCCGCAAUCUUAAUAAAUUUAUAGAAUCUAAAUAACCGCAGCAAUAAUAACAGCAGCAACAACAACAACAUUAACAAUAUCAAACAACAACAAGAGGAAAAGGAACAACAGCAAACAAAUUGAGACAUUGCCGAAGGCUAUUUGAUUAUUUGUAUUUGGAAAAUACUUUACUUUAGCUUGUCAGCAUACACAUAUUUGCGCAAUUUGUGUCUUGUGUCUGAGGUGAUCCGUUUAAUUGCGCAGCGCAUCGUGUCGCUCGUCGCGUCGCGUUGCUCGUCGCAGAGGGAAUGCGAAAGUGUGUCUCGAGUUCAGCGGCAGCCGUAGCCUGUCCACACUCCACAGCUCACACACAGAUGACGUCCCGUUGACAUGUGCCCCGUUGGCCAUACACGACGAGCGAAGAGUGCGAGUGCGAGUGUGAGGAAGUGUGCCAUAAAAAGUGCGUCGUUUACUUGGAAGGAAGAAGAAGAAGAAGAACAGCAGCAAAUGUGCAACGCAUCAAUGCAACAUUGUGACACACAACAUUACAUGAUAACAGGCUGAAAGAGAAUAAUCAAACAGCACACACACACAAGUUAAUUACUACAACGUUACAACAUUCCUUUGGCAAAUGGCUGACGACGAUUUGCGGGCUUUGGUAGAGAUGCUGGAUGAGAAUCCAGCUGAGAAUAGUGCCAAUAUAUUUGCCAACUUCUCGUUGGACAUGCUGCAGCGAGCUAGCGCACUAAUUGGCGCCCAGCAGCCAUCGCACAGCGGUGAUCCCCUCCUCCUACCCCCCAUCAAUCGCACCCUCGAAGAGCAGUGCAAGCAUCAGGCAGACAAAGUCUUCGACUCACAGCACAGCACGACUUUGUACUGUCCCGCGUCAUUCGACUCGGUUCUCUGCUGGCCCCGCACAAAUGCUGGCACCUGGGCAAUCCUGCCCUGCUUCGAGGAGUUCAAGGGUGUUCACUACGACACAACAGAGAAUGCAACGCGAUUCUGCCAUGCGAAUGGCACUUGGAAUCAUUAUUCCAAUUACUCCAGAUGCUCAGUGCCCGCUGUUCCUGAAUUUUCGGCUAGUGUCGAUCUGCCAUCGAAUAUCUAUGUUGGCGGUUACUUUAUAAGUUUUGCCACAUUGGUGGUGGCUCUCAUUAUAUUCCUAAGCUUCAAAGAUUUGCGCUGUUUGCGUAACACAAUUCAUGCGAAUCUGUUCCUAACCUACAUCACCUCCGCACUCUUGUGGAUUCUCACGUUCUUUCUGCAAGUGGUAACCACCGGAUCUAGUCAUGCUGGCUGCAUUACGCUGGUCAUUAUGUUUCAGUACUUUUAUCUGACUAACUUUUUCUGGAUGUUCGUGGAGGGCCUCUAUCUCUAUACUCUUGUGGUGCAAACAUUCUCCAGCGAGAACAUUAGCUUUCUUAUCUACGCCUUGAUUGGCUGGGGCUGUCCCGCUGUCUGUAUAUUGGUGUGGUCCAUUGCCAAAGUAUUUGCGCCGCAUCGAGAGAAUGAGCAUUUCAAUGGCCUGGAAAUUGAAUGCAGUUGGAUGCUUGAAUCUCAAAUUGAUUGGAUAUUCAAGGGGCCCACCGUAUUUGCGAUACUAACUAAUUUAGUUUUCUUGAUACGCAUCAUGUGGGUAUUGAUUACCAAAUUGCGUUCGGCUCAUACGCUCGAGACGCGGCAGUAUUACAAAGCAUCCAAGGCGCUAUUGGUGCUAAUACCGCUCUUUGGCAUUACGUAUCUGCUGGUCUUAACCGGGCCCGAACAGGGCAUCAGUCGGAAUCUCUUCGAAGCCAUGCGCGCCUUUCUGCUUAGCACACAGGGCUUCUUUGUGGCAUUGUUCUAUUGUUUUCUGAACUCGGAAGUGCGACAGACGUUGCGGCAUCGUUUCAUCAGAUGGCGCGAGAAUCGGAGUAUACAUCGAAGCAGUUCAUUAAAGAAUCGUAGACAUCGCGCAUCCAAAGACUACUCGCAACGCUCGCGUACUGAAAGUCUACGGUUGACCUCAACAAGUCCCGUGCCAACUGGACACUAUGAAUGAUUAUUAUAGUUUUAGAAAAUACCACCGAGAUUUACGUUUUUUUAUACAUACCUACAUGUUAAACAUACCGUUUUGUAUAUAAGUAUUGCAUACACUAUUAAAGUAUUAUUUUUUCAUCAUAUUGGAAUCCAUUCUGUGUGUAUUUGAAAUCUCCAUCUCGAUUCUCUUGCAGUACCGAGGAAUGCGUCAUCUGCUUACGUCCAUCGCCGCAUACACGACUGGGAUCAUUGAAACGUUAUCACAGCAUUGAUUUAACCGAUUUCGUGUAAUAUACUACUAAA
Molecule: messenger RNA, 2409 nt
Organism: Drosophila sulfurigaster albostrigata
Lineage: Eukaryota; Metazoa; Arthropoda; Insecta; Diptera; Drosophilidae
Gene: Dh44-R2
Product: diuretic hormone receptor
Exons: 12
Coding region: 719-2128 (469 amino acids)
Biological process (GO): cell surface receptor signaling pathway; adenylate cyclase-modulating G protein-coupled receptor signaling pathway
Cellular component (GO): plasma membrane
Molecular function (GO): G protein-coupled peptide receptor activity; peptide hormone binding; diuretic hormone receptor activity
Source: RefSeq, a predicted model, not a curated record